GAAUUGUUCGACCACAGCAAUUUGACGCGAUAUCAAAAUGAAAGUUACAUUCUUAUUGUGUGCCACCUUUGUAUUGGCUUUCCAAUAUGCCAAAGCCGAUCCAGUUGGUGAAUGCCCCGACGACAUGAACCCGGCUAAAGUUGAUUUCUUGGUAGAUGAUAAAGAUUGCACCGUCUUUUACAAAUGCGAUUGGGGAAAACCCGUCAAAUUCGAUUGCCCAUCUGAUUUACAUUUCAACAAAGAAUUGGAAGUCUGUGAUUGGCCAGAUAAAGCUGGAUGCAACGGUGAUGGUGGAGAUGAUGGUGGAAGCAGCAGUAGCAGUAGCAGCAGCGAAAGCGACGAAAAUGUAGUUGAUGGAGGUGAUGAUGAAGAAGUUGAGGGAGGAGAUGACAAUGUUGAAGAAGAUUCCGGUAGCUCCAGCUCUAGUUCUAGCUCCGAAAGUGACGAAAGUAACGAUGGAAACGGUCAAGGCAGAUGCCCAAAUGAUCCAUGCCCAAAAGAAAAUGGUGAUUUCCCUCACUACUUUGCCCACCCAGAAACCUGUGGUAGAUUCUGUCAAUGCGACUGGGGAGUUGCCUAUGAUAUGCCAUGCCCAGAUGGACUUCAUUUCAACACCGAACUUAAUGUUUGCGAUUGGCCAGCUGAUGCAGAUAUUUCCGAGCGGGUGAAUGUCGAACCUGAAGUGCUAAAAUGCAGACGUGACGACAGCGGGGGUAGAACCUUCCUCAAUUAUUAUUCGAAUUGUUCGAUUACAGCAAUUUGGUUAAGCAUCAAAAUGAAAGUUACAUUCUUGUUAUGUGCCAUCUUUGUAUUGGCUUUCCAAUAUGCCAAAGCCGACCCAGUUGGUGAAUGCCCUGACGAAAUGAACCCGGAAAAAGUUGAUUUCUUGGUAGAUGAUAAAGAUUGCACCGUCUUCUACAAAUGCGAUUGGGGAAAACCCGUCAAAUUCGAUUGCCCAUCUGAUUUACAUUUCAACAAAGAAUUGGAAGUCUGUGAUUGGCCCGAUAAAGCUGGAUGCAACGGUGAUGGUGGGGAUGAUGGUGGAAGUAGCAGCAGCAGUAGCAGCAGUGAAAGCGAUGAAGGGGACGAUGAAGAAGUAGUUGAAGGAGGAGAUGACAAUGUUGAAGAAGAUUCCGGUAGCUCCAGCUCUAGUUCUAGCUCCGAAAGUGACGAAAGUGGCGAUGGAAACGGUCAAGGCAGAUGCCCAAAUGAUCCAUGCCCAAAAGAAAAUGGUGAUUUCCCUCAUUACUUUGCUCACCCUGAAACCUGUGGAAGAUUCUGCCAAUGCGACUGGGGAGUUGCCUAUGAUAUGCCAUGCCCAGAUGGACUUCAUUUCAACACCAAACUUAAUGUUUGCGAUUGGCCAGCUGAUGCAGGAUGUAGUACCUUCCUCAAUUAUUAUUCGAAUUAUUCGAUUACAGCAAUUUGGUUAAACAUCAAAAUGAAAGUUACAUUCUUGUUAUGUGCCACCUUUGUAUUGGCUUUCCAAUAUGCCAAGGCCGACCCAGUUGGUGAAUGCCCCGACGACAUGAACCCGGAAAAAGUUGAUUUCUUGGUAGAUGAUAAUGAUUGCACCGUCUUUUACAAAUGCGAUUGGGGAAAACCUGUCAAAUUCGAUUGCCCAUCUGAUUUACAUUUCAACAAAGAAUUGGAAGUCUGUGAUUGGCCCGAUAAAGCUGGAUGCAACGGUGAUGGUGGAGAUGACGGUGGAAGUAGCAGCAGCAGUAGCAGUAGCGAAAGCGAUGAAGGGGAUGACGAUGAAGAAGUAGUUGAAGGAGGAGAUGACAAUGUUGAAGAAGAUUCCGGUAGCUCCAGCUCUAGUUCUAGCUCCGAAAGUGACGAAAGUGGCGAUGGAAACAGUCAAGGCAGAUGCCCAAAUGAUCCAUGCCCAAAAGAAAAUGGUGAUUUCCCUCAUUACUUUGCCCACCCUGAAACCUGUGGUAGAUUCUGCCAAUGCGAUUGGGGAGUUGCUUAUGAUAUGCCAUGCCCAGAUGGACUUCAUUUCAAUACCAAACUUAAUGUUUGCGAUUGGCCAGCCGAUGCAGGAUUUAUCUCCGAUUUUUUUGCGGUUAACAUUGCUAUAAAAUCAAAUAGUACCUUCCUCAAUUAUUAUUCGAAUUGUUCGAUUACAGCAAUUUGGUUAAGCAUCAAAAUGAAAGUUACAUUCUUGUUAUGUGCCACCUUUGUAUUGGCUUUCCAAUAUGCCAAAGCCGACCCAGUUGGUGAAUGCCCUGACACAAUGAACCCGGAAAAAGUUGAUUUCUUGGUAGAUGAUAACGAUUGCACCGUCUUUUACAAAUGCGAUUGGGGAAAACCCGUCAAAUUCGAUUGCCCAUCUGAUUUACAUUUCAACAAAGAAUUGGAAGUCUGUGAUUGGCCCGAUAAAGCUGGAUGCAACGGUGAUGGUGGAGAUGACGGUGGAAGUAGCAGCAGCAGUAGCAGUAGCGAAAGCGAUGAAGGGGAUGACGAUGAAGAAGUAGUUGAAGGAGGAGAUGACAAUGUUGAAGAAGAUUCCGGUAGCUCCAGCUCUAGUUCUAGCUCCGAAAGUGACGAAAGUGGCGAUGGAAACGGUCAAGGCAAAUGCCCAAAUGAUCCAUGCCCAAAAGAAAAUGGUGAUUUCCCUCAUUACUUUGCCCACCCUGAAAUCUGUGGUAGAUUCUGCCAAUGCGAUUGGGGAGUUGCCUAUGAUAUGCCAUGCCCAGAUGGACUUCAUUUCAACACCAAACUUAAUGUUUGCGAUUGGCCAGCUGAUGCAGGAUGCGAAUAAUUUAUUUUAUUUAUAAAGAAGUUAUGUUAUUUAACGAAAUAUAAAUAAAACAUGAUGAUGUAUUAAUAA
Messenger RNA from Onthophagus taurus, 2836 nucleotides. The record is from RefSeq and is a predicted model, not a curated record. Lineage: Eukaryota; Metazoa; Arthropoda; Insecta; Coleoptera; Scarabaeidae.